Syzygium oleosum is the source of this 2265-nucleotide messenger RNA. Its product is annotated as protein THALLO. The record is from RefSeq and is a predicted model, not a curated record. NCBI's taxonomy places the organism in Eukaryota, Viridiplantae, Streptophyta, Magnoliopsida, Myrtales, Myrtaceae. Gene Ontology annotation, biological process: maturation of SSU-rRNA from tricistronic rRNA transcript (SSU-rRNA, 5.8S rRNA, LSU-rRNA). Bases 188 to 2170 code for a protein of 660 amino acids. The transcript has 17 exons. Gene Ontology annotation, cellular component: nucleolus; small-subunit processome.
AAAAUCAAUGUAUUUCAUGCGUGCAUGUUGCAGUUGCAAGAAGAAGUGGAGCUAAACCGCGAAGAAAAGCUUCGGCCUCCGCGAAUUUGUCCUCCUCUGAAUUCAAAGUCUCAAUCUUUCUUCGUGCCCUGUUCGGCUCUCUCCUUGCCGAACGCAAGAACUCAGAAGAACUUGAGCUAGCAAGACCAUGGGGAAGAGGCCCAGGAGCCAGAAGAAGGAGACGAGGGGCUCUAACAGAAGGGCUUUCGAUGAAGACGCGCCCUCGGAAGAUAUGGAUGACGAAAUAGAUGCCUUUCAUAAGCAAAGGGAUGUUGUGCCGCUGAACAUUCAUAGUGAUGCUGGGGAGUCAGAUGAUGACAAUGAAGAGCCUGUCUUUGAUUUUAAGGAUGACGAUGAUGAAGAGGAGGAUGAAGAUGAUGACACUCAAUUGACCGGGCUUGCUGCAAAAAUUGCAAGACAGCAAAAGUUUUUGCGGGCAAAAAUUGGUGGGGUGGAAGAUGAAAUGCACAACGAGGAGGAAGAAGAUGAAGACAAUAAGGCUGUUUGGGGUAGAAGUAAGAGACAGUACUAUGAUGCCGAUGAGGCAACCUCUAGCGACGAGGAAAUUCCAGCAGAGGAGGAGGCAGAGGUGUUGAGAUUGCAGAGGGAGAAAGCAAAAUCAUUAUCAAUGGAGGACUUUGGGCUUGAAGAUAUUAGCCCAGAUGAGGCCACUGUGGAACCAACUUUAGGGGAAAUUAUGGUUGGAGGAACAGGUAAAUUUGAAUCUGCCAUACGCGAAGGCACUGGAGAUGAUGUUGUAACAGCUUUUGAGGAGGUCAAAAAAGAUUUGAAUGCACUGUCAAAGGAGGAGCAAAUGGAUGUUGUAUAUAGUUCUGCUCCGGAAUUGGUGGGACUGCUGUCUGAGCUGAAUGAUUCACUUGAAGAGCUUGAAAGCAGAAUCAAUCCACUUCUAAGCAAGGUUAAAAAGAGGGAAAGUACAAUGAAAGGAGGAUCACGCUAUUUGGAAGUGAAGCAGACUCUGCUGCUGGCCUACUGCCAAGCAAUUACUUUUUAUCUCCUCCUUAAAUCUGAGGGACAACCAGUUCGUGAUCAUCCUGUUAUAGCUCGCCUUGUGGAGAUCAAAAGCUUAUUGGAGAAGAUGAAACAACUUGAUGAAAACCUUCCUCCUCACCUUGAAGAGAUUCUAAAAGAAAGUACUUCAGAUGAAAUGGCAGAAAAAUUGAUGAAUGAUGAAAAUUUGUUGCAAUCUGAUGAUUCUAGUGAAGAUGACGAGUCCAUUCUUCCGCCUAUAGAUGUUCAAGUUAAAGAGGCAAAAAAUCCUCAUGAACCCAUUCAGAACAAUGAGAAGAAAGGAGAGAAACAUCAACCUCAGAAGGAACAAUUUGGGGUGCAAAGCUUGAAGAUGUUAGAGGUGAGGGCUGCCCUUGAGGAAAAAUUGAGGCACAAGAAUGUUUUUAGUUCAAUUGCUUCAAAAGGGGAGAAAAACCAAAAACAUUCGAAACCAGUAAACGGGCAGCUAGAGACCUAUGCAGAUUUCGACGAUCAUGCUACUGAAGAUGUAGCAUCUCGUCGUGGGUUGAUGAGUGGGCAUGUGGGGUCAUUGGAAUUAACUAAACUCUCCAAUCUUCUGUGGGUUGAAAACAAGAGACAGAAGGUCAUAUUGGGUGAUGAUGAUUUGCCAAAGAGGGAUGAUAUCGGAGAAAGGCGGAGGAAACAUGAGCUUCAAGUAUUGGCUGGAGCUGGCGUUCGGUCAGAUGAUGAUCUCGGUGACGAAGAUGGCAAUCUUGAGGCUAAUGGAGGUGCUGAAUCCGAGGACAGUGAAUCUGAAGAGUCAGCAGAUGAGUUUUAUAAGCAAGUGAAGCAGCAACGAGCUGCAAAACUUGCCGCAAAAGCAGAGAUUUAUUCAAGGGAUCUGGCAAUUCCAUCCUUGCCUGAAACAUUCGAUGGAAAGCGCCAUAUCACUUAUCAGAUGGAGAAAAAUAGAGGACUGACGCGUAAUCGGAAGAAACUAACGAAAAAUCCAAGGAAGAAGUACCGGAGUAAGCAUGAGAAGGCAGUGGUCCGACGAAAAGGGCAAGUUCGGGAGAUCAGAAAGCCUUCCGGACCUUAUGGUGGGGAGGCAUCUGGUAUUAAUGCAGGAAUCAGUCGAAGUGUUAGAUUCAAGAGCUAAAUGCUACUUUGGGUUGAAAUCUGUCGCACGGACCUUGGAUCAACCUGCCAGUGAUUUGGGUGACAUGAGUAUAUAGUCAAGUUUGGAUGACUUAG